Molecule: messenger RNA, 1011 nt
Organism: Closterium sp. Yama58-4
Lineage: Eukaryota; Viridiplantae; Streptophyta; Zygnematophyceae; Desmidiales; Closteriaceae
Source: the annotation of a GenBank genome assembly
AUGCGCCUUUCCAGCCGCAUGCUUCCCAUUUCCCGCCUCCAUACAUGCCUACCCGCCUCCCUAUUCCCUUUUUCCGUCGCCCGGCGAACCGUCCCUCCCUUCUCUCCCUUCCCUCACUUUCCUCCCUUCCCUCCUUCCCUCCCUUCCCCCCUUUCCCAUCAAUCCCACCCUUCUCUCCCGUCUCUCCCUUCCCUCCCUGUCCCCCUUCCCUCUUUCCCGCACCUGCCCUCCCUUCUCUCCCUUCCCUCACCUCCCUCCCCUCCCUCCUUUCCCUCCUUUCCCUCUAAUCCCUCCCUUCUCUCCCUUCUCUCCCUUCCCUCCCUUUCUCCCUAUGCCUCCCUUCUCUCCCUGCGCUCCCAUCUCUCCUUUCCCUCCCUCCUCUUCCGUCCCUCCCUUCACUCCCUGCAUUCCCCUCCCUCCUUUCCCUCCAAUCCCUCCCUUAUCUCCCUCCUCUCCCUUCCCUCCCUUUCUCCCUUCCCUCCCUUUCUCCUUUCCCUCCCUUCUCUCCCUCACUCACUUCCUCCUUCCCUCCCUUCCCUCCUUCCCUCCCUCCCUUCCCUCCCUUCCCUCCCUUCCCUCCCUUCCCUCCCUUCCCUCCCUCCCUUCCCUCCCUUCCCUCCCUUCACACCCUUCCCUCCCUUCACCCUUCCCACCCUUCUCUCCCCCCUUACCUUCUCUCCCUUCCCUCUCAUCCCUCAUUGCAAUCUCCUGUCUCUCCCUUCUCUCCUUCCUCUCCUUUCUCUCCCUUCUUUCCCGUCCCUCCCUUCCCUCCCUUACCUCCCUUCCCUCCCUUCCCUCCAUUCUCUUCAUUUUCUCCCUUCUCCCCCAUCCCGCCCAUCUCUCUCACCCUACCACCCUUUUCUCACUUCCCCCCUCCCAUCCCCUUCCAGCCCCUCCUCUCCCCUUCCAGCCCCUCCCAUCCCCUUCCAGCCCCUCCCAUCCCCUUCCAGCCCCUCCUCUCCCCUUCCAGCCCCUCCUAUCCAUGCGCACACAGCAGGUUCGUUUUCCUAA